Heteronotia binoei (common prickly gecko) is the source of this 3629-nucleotide messenger RNA. Its product is annotated as interleukin-20 receptor subunit alpha-like. The coding region runs from base 52 to 1965 and encodes 637 amino acids. Gene Ontology annotation, molecular function: interleukin-20 binding. The record is from RefSeq and is a predicted model, not a curated record. The transcript has 7 exons. NCBI's taxonomy places the organism in Eukaryota, Metazoa, Chordata, Lepidosauria, Squamata, Gekkonidae.
GGCUCGGCGACCAUGUGACUCCCCCCGCCCCACUCUCCGCAUCCUUUCUCGAUGUGCGUCCCCAAAGCCCUGGCCCGGCUGUCGGCUCUGUGGCUCCUCCUCCUGCUGCGCCUCCUCUCCCCUCCUCCUCCGCCAGGGGCUUCAGCAUCACACUGUACUUUGCCCAAGCCUAUGAAUGUCCAUUUCGUCUCGAAAAACAUGAAGAAUGUCUUACAUUGGUUGCCACCAGAAGGAAUAACAGCAGAAAAAGUAAACUAUACGGUGAAGUAUUUAAUAUACGGCACAAAUAAAUGGAUUAAGAAUUUAGAAUGCAAAAAUAUCAGUCAAACUUGGUGUGACCUCUCACAUGAAACUUAUGACCAUAAGGAGCUAUAUCAUGCCAGAGUAAAAGCCUUUUCAAAUGGGAAUUGUUCCAGCUGGGCAGAAUCUCCACGGUUUAAUCCAUUCACUGACACUAAAAUUGAUCCACCUGCAUUUUCCCUGUCUUCUACUGAAAACUCUAUUUCAGUCAUUGUGACUCCACCUGAGAAAUGGCGGAGAGCCCCAGAAGAGGAACCUGAGUAUUUAUAUCAAAUAUACCCCAGCCUACAAUAUAAUGUGACUGUAUUCAACAAAAAAAUUAAGAAAAGGUGGACCUUUUGUAUUAAAAACAACAGCCUGGAAGUGCAGCAGUUAGAGCCAAACACAGGAUACUGCGUCACAGUGCAAAUAUAUAUUACUCCACUUCUGCUUAGUGGGUUUUCUGAAGAGCACUGCAUUGAUACUUUGAAAGAUCCUACUUUCAAGCAGACGACAACAAUCAUAUUUGGAUAUAUUUUGCCUGUCUUUUUAACUGUCCUUAUUAUUUUGGUGCCAAGCUGCUGUAUAUACAGAUACAUUCACGCAGCGAAGCAAACAUAUCCAAAGAACUUGGUUUUGAAGCAUAGUAAUCAAUUUGGGGGAGAUGUUUUUAUUCCUUCUGAAAAAAUAGUGGUUAACUUUAUCACUGUUACUAUCGUUGAUGAGUAUAAGAACUCUCAGGGGAACACUCAUUUUCUAGAUCAUGCCAAGAACUCUGAUGGGAUUUGUGAUGGAAACAAUGUUGAAGAAAUAUCUUCAAAAGAACUAGAAGAAAAACAUUCUCCAGGUACUUGCCUGAUUGAGGAAUUUGAAAAUGAGCAAGGUGGGAACAGGCCAGUUCUUGGAUCUCAUUGUACUCUUAGCCAGAGGCACAAUGAAGAGGUUGUAGUUUAUGAGUUUGACAUGAGGGCUGAAGAUGGAUUCCCAUUGGAGAGCAACCAAAAAGAGUUCAACUUUUUUGCUGUAGAGGGACUGCUGCACAACUCCCCAAAAGCACUGCCACCAACUCCUGAAAGAGGAUCAUCCUACUAUCUUCCAUUUGAUGUGAGAGCACCAAAUAUGGUUUUAGUGCAACAACUAAGUGAACUCCUUUUGAAUGAGAUGGAGCCUGCCCCAGAAAGCCUAUGUAGUGACCUCCAACCUCCUUUGAUAAAUCUCAUGACUGAAAAGAUAGACCAGGCUUUUUGUCCUGAAUGUGGUAUGGUUACAGACGUUUGUUUGGUACAUGAUCAAAAGGAGCCCUUUUUGGAUCAGAUGGGCUCCAUACCCAAAGAACCACAAUCUUUUACAAAUGUGACUACGUACACAGCCUCACCAUACUGCCCCCAGUUUGUAACAUGGGCAAGUCAAGACCAAAAGGCAGCCAAGGAAGUAGAAGAAAAGAGCUUAAUAGUAGCCUGGGGACCCCAGACAGGGAGACUUUAUCUACCCUCAUUGUCCAAUUUAAGAAAUGAAAUGCAUGAACAAAUAAUUGAAAAUAAAAAGUAUGAUGAAUCUCUGGGGAAAGAACUUUUUACUGGACUUUAUGAGAGACCAUACUCUGAUGAACCAUUGGAGGAAAAGAAGAAGGUAUAUCUCCGGCAGCUUAAAGAACAAUGGGGACUACACAUACAAACGCAAGCUUAAACACAUUUCUCUGCCUCUCAAAAAUUUGAUGUACUUAGGUUUAUGUAGAAAGUAACUUUGUAAAUUAUCACCAUUUGUUUAUUGUAUCUAGAACUGGUGACCAACCACACAAGGUCAUCAAUUUCUAUCUGCAGACAACUGCAGCAAAGUGCGUCUGAUGCCAUCUUGCACCAGUGCAAGUAUUUGAGAAUCAUGUUGAUUCAAAUCAGAAUACCUUGUUCUAAAGUUUUGUAGUUCAAAACACAUGAGAAACGGGGAAAGAGGACAUUACAUGCUGAAUUUGACUCCAGGUCUAAGAUGGAUAUCUCAAUUAUUUGCAAAAAUAUUUGAUAAUUUGUGAUGCCACAUGUCUGUUCAGCCUGAACAGAAUUUAGUUGUCAAAACAGAAAGUUACCAACUUGCAGAUGAUUUCUUUGUUAGAAGUAUGAUAUUGUCUCUGCAGGGAAAAAAAAGUAGUUAAACAGAGUGACACAUAUUGGCUUGUAAAUCUGCUUAAAUUUAAAUAUUUUGCUUAUACUGAAUUUAAAAAACCACGUGGUUGCUUGCAAAAUAGGGAUUAUUGGGAACUGAAACUUUGAUGUCUUCCUUUGUAGCCUUUAGUCACGUCCCUGUCUUUUUACACCCUGACUACUGGCCCAAAAAGAAUUUCACAAAAUUUGCACCCAUUACUGAAAUUUGCUUGCCCAUGAUAUGUAUAGAACUGAGGACCAGUCUACAUAAUAUGGAUUACCAUAUUCCAAAUUGAUGACAUGAUGUCUGGCAUGAGUAUUUGCCACAAAUGUUGACCUUGUAAAUGUUAAUCCAAAAUGUGUGGUGUAAAGAAUUUUUUUUUAAGUUUCCAUUGCAUCGUGUUCUUACCCAUACUGAAUUCUGGUGGUCUCUUACAUAAAAGUCAUUAGCUUUCUGAAGGAAGAAGUCACUACUUUGAAGUAGAAACAUAGACAUGCAGGUGGCUAGGUAAGUCUCCAUUCUUACAGAUGGUUUAAAAUCAGAAUUCUAUGGCCAACAACUACUGAAAGCCUCAUUCUUCAGGAUUUUGAUUCAGAUAUUCAAAAUAUAACGAGCUCAAAAGAUAUAAGAAAUCAUCUUGGAAUUUUUGAUGGGGAUUUGUUUAGUGGCAAGCUACCACCACCACACACAAAAUUCAUAUGGUAAAUGAACAAAUAUGACUAAUGAAAAUGGAAUCUACCAAUGUUGAGUGUAUCACCUAGAUUAGUUUGCAGUUUCUGGUGCAUAUAUCAUAUAAAUACCACCAAGUGAAGAGCAAAUAUUUUUUUAAAAAAUACCAUCUUAACUGUUGCUUUGUAAUGUAGUAUGGAAAAUGUAUUUUCAUACCAUCAUUUCUAAUGCAAGAUAUCUUCCUUUUUUACUGGCAUCAUCAGUGUAUGUGAUCUGGUCAGUCUGAAUUAUUCAUUGCGUAUACACAGAACCUGUCACUCUGUGAUGGCAAUCUUUGUUUUGUCAUCAAAUGUAUACUUUGUAGCUAAUCUUAGUAGCUACACUGGAGCUAAUCUCAGUUCCCCAACCUCUGUACCUGUGUGAUACAUAUGUUUGCACCUUUGUCAUAUUCACAUUUUAGGGUAUACACUACACUACUGUAGAUGCACACCUAAAAUGUUACAUAGUUUAUUUUAAUGUAAACUAAUAAAUAUUUGAGAUAGAUA